Messenger RNA from Doryrhamphus excisus (bluestripe pipefish), 4843 nucleotides. RefSeq names its product guanine nucleotide-binding protein G(s) subunit alpha-like. Gene Ontology annotation, cellular component: cytoplasm; heterotrimeric G-protein complex. Gene Ontology annotation, molecular function: GTP binding; beta-2 adrenergic receptor binding; GTPase activity. The record is from RefSeq and is a predicted model, not a curated record. Gene Ontology annotation, biological process: adenylate cyclase-activating dopamine receptor signaling pathway; sensory perception of chemical stimulus. NCBI's taxonomy places the organism in Eukaryota, Metazoa, Chordata, Actinopteri, Syngnathiformes, Syngnathidae.
GACUGUCCGUCGUUCCCAGGGUUCCGUGAGAGCCGUUUGCCCCACCCCACCUCUUCUUCAACGCUAUCUAUCUCAAUGUGCAAUUCUCUGAGAAAAAAAAGUAUCAUUCACAGCCUCCACACCGCCAAGGAAACAUUGCGUGUCUACACUUCCCGGCAACAGGCGCGACCCUUCGGCUUGUUCAAAAAAAUACAACUUCUGUGUCUACGCUGGAUGAGGUGCUUGAAAACACGGCGGUAGGUUCCAUGUCUGCUGCCUCACAUGUAAGCACCAUCUAUUAAUGACUACAAGGGGGAUCAUACAACAAGACGGCCUGGAGGAUCUCCAUCCACAAACACCUGGACGUCGAGCUGCGUUCAAGGACACCCAGCUGCCCGAAGAACUGACAAAAAAAACACCACCGAGGAUCUUUUCACAUAAAUGACGAGAGGAAAAAGCACUGGGGAGAAGGGGCCUUUUUAAGGGGGUGGGGGGGUCUUGAUCUUUCAUUUUGUCAGCAUAAGGGAAGAAAAGAAGGCACUACAUCGACGAUUUUCCAAGUGGAGCCGUCAUUUUUGAGAGGAAAUAUACGUUUUUUUUAUUCACCUACAAGCUUGAAAUGGAUCUAGCCAAGAUGGGCUCCGGUGGAUAUUAAGGAUAAGAGAAGGUUUUUUUUCCAGAGGAAGAGUGGCGUGUUCAUCCAUGUCCAUUUCACAUCCCCUGGUAGUAGAUGACUUCAUUGCGGAUUUACAGCCUGUGCUUCUCUCCUGACUUUCUUGUUGCCAGUAAAUAGCCACAUCCAUCCAUCAGUCAUCCAGCCAUCCAUACUGGGCCAGGAGCCUUCCACACCUCCGCCUCAUGUGCAUCCCUCACAUUCUGAGCCGGGUCUUCCACUCUUGGGCCCGUCUAGGAAUUUAGAUCCAUUCCCCCCCUUCCCUCAAUCCCCUUCUUCCCCUUUACCAAACCCAAGUCAUUGCUCUUGAACCUACCAUCUUGGGAUUUUGUUUGUUUUUGGGGGAGGAAGAUGGGCUGUCUCGGCAACGGUAAAACGGAAGAUCAACGAAAUGAGGAGAAGGCCCAGAGGGAAGCCAACAAGAAGAUCGAGAAGCAGCUCCAAAAAGACAAACAGAUAUACCGGGCCACGCACCGGCUACUACUACUAGGGGCUGGCGAAUCUGGGAAAAGCACGAUAGUCAAGCAGAUGCGAAUAUUGCACGUCAAUGGCUUUAACUCAGAGGAAAAAAAGCAGAAAAUUCAUGACAUUAAAAACAACAUUAAAGAAGCUAUAGAGACCAUCGUGUCCGCCAUGAGUACGCUCACACCGCCGUGCCAGCUAGCCUGCCCUGCUAACCAGCCCCGCAUCGACUAUGUCCAAAAUCAAAUCAACCAGAAGGAUUUCGAGUUUCCGUCGGAGUUUUAUGACCAUGCAAAGACCCUUUGGCAGGACGAGGGUGUGCGGGCCUGCUGGGAAAGAUCCAACGAAUAUCAGCUCAUCGACUGUGCACAGUACUUCUUAGACCGGGUGGAUGUGGUUCGACAACACGACUAUACACCGACUGACCAGGACCUGCUGAGAUGCAGGGUGCUGACAUCCGGCAUCUUUGAGACAAGAUUUCAAAUCGACAAAGUCAAUUUUCACAUGUUUGACGUCGGCGGGCAGAGGGAUGAACGUCGAAAAUGGAUCCAGUGUUUUAACGACGUGACUGCUAUUAUUUUUGUGGUGGCGAGUAGCAGCUACAACAUGGUGAUCAGGGAGGACAAUCAGACCAACAGACUACAGGAGGCCCUCAAUCUCUUCAAGAACAUUUGGAACAACAGGUGGUUACGUACCAUUUCCGUAAUCCUCUUCCUUAACAAACAGGAUCUCCUUGCUGAGAAGGUUUUGGCAGGGAAGUCCAAAAUUGAGGAUUAUUUUCCUGAGUUUGCACGCUACACAACACCUGAUGACGCAAUACCAGAACCAGGUGAAGAUCCACGUGUCACCAGGGCAAAGUACUUCAUACGGGAUGAGUUUCUGAGGAUCAGCACAGCCAGCGGGGACGGUCGCCAUUACUGCUACCCCCACUUCACCUGCGCUGUGGACACGGAAAACAUCCGGCGGGUCUUCAGCGACUGCCGCGACAUCAUCCAGAGGAUGCACCUACGACAGUACGAGCUCUUGUGAUGCGGGGGCUUCCUCCAACACCCUCCCAUAUUUCUACCCCCCACCACCAUUCAGCCAGUCAACAUCCAUAUACAUUCAUCAAGAAGAAGAUCAAGACAUAGGAACACACACAUACACACACACUACAGUCACAUGACCCCUCCUGCUGUUUAUUCACCGCGUGCUGAAGACCAAUCAGGAGAAGAGGAUGUGAAAAAGACGGCUGAUUAAAGCAGAAGAGGGUUUUUUUUUUUGUUGUUGCACGGGGACGGACAGAUGGGAACCCUACACGGUGCGGAAAGUGGAAAUAUAUACAUACGGUAUAUGCAGUGGUGUGAAAAAAAUGAUUGCCCCCUUCCUGAUUUCUUAUUUUUUGCAUGUUUGUCACAUUUAAAUGUUUCAACUCAUUAAAGUAAUUAUUUAAUUAUUAGCCACUGACAACACAGCUGAACACAAUGAAAAUCUUUAUUAUUAAGAGAGAAAAAAAAUAAAAUCUAUGUGGCCUUAUGUGGAAAAAGGGAUUGCCCCAACAUAACUGAGAUUAAUCGAAAUACAUCUGUCUGGAAAAGGUUAUAAGACUAUUUCUAAUCUUUAGGACUCCAGCAAACCACAGUAAGAGUCAUUAUCCACAAAUGCCGAAAACAUGGAACAGUAGUGAACAUUCCGGCCAAACAUAAUUAUCCCAAGAGCGCAGCAACAACUCAUCCAAGAAGUCACAAAAGACCCCACAACAACAUCUAAAGAACUGCAGGUCUCACUUGCCUCACUUAAGAUCAGAGUUCAUGACUCCAUCAUAAGGCAAAACGGCCUGCGUUUUAGAGUUCCAUAUUCAGUAGUUGUUGAUCAAUGAACGAAAACCACUGCUGAGAAAAAGUGCUUGUCUCAGUUUUGCAAGAAAACAUCUUCAUGAUCCCCUUAACCUAAUAAGUUUUGGAAGGUGUGUGUCCCAUUACAUCUGGUGUAAAACUAAUGCCGCAUUUCAGAAAAAGAACAUCAUACCAACAGUAAAAUAUAGUGGUGGUAGUGUGAUGGUCUAUGUCUGUUUUGCUGCUUCAGAAACUGGACUUGCUGUGAUAAAUAGAACCAUAAAUUUUGCUGUUUACCAAAAACUCCUCAAAGAGAAUGCCCGGCUAUCUGUGUGCAACCUCAAGCUGAAACCAACUUGGGUUCUGCGGCAGGACAAUGAUCCUAAACGCACCAGCAAGUCCACAUUUGAAUGGCUGAAGAACAACAAAAUGAAGACUUUGGAGUUAUCUAGUCCUGACCUGAAUCCUAUUGAGAGGCGGUUCAUGCUGGAAAACCCUAUAAUGUGGUGGAAUGACGAUUCUACAAAGACGAGUGGGGCAAAAUUCAUCCACAGACUUAUUGCUAAAAGAUUGAUUGCUGUUGUUUCUGCUAAGUUCUUAGGUUUAGGAGGCAAACACAGGGCCAUGUAGGUUUGGAUUUUUUUCUUCUAAAACACUGAAUGUUGUGGUCAGUUACAUUGUCGGUGACUAAUAUUUAGUCUGAUCUGAAACAUUAAUGUAUAUAUGCAAAUUAAGCAAUCAGGAAGGGGGCAAACACUUCACACCAUUGUGUAUGUAUGUAUGUAUGUUGUUGUGUGUGAGGGUGUGCACUGCUUUAUGGAGAAUGGAUGCAACACAGACAGUGAAAACACACACCUCCUCCUCCGGCCUUCCUCCACACAUUCCCCCUCACCUCACCUCCUCACAUGGCUUCUCGACUUUACUGCUGGACUAUUAUUCUUGUACAGACUGUAAAAUGUAUGAUUUUGUACAACUUUAUUGAAGAAACAAGAAAAAAGACUCAUAGAAGAUCCCUGUGCCUUGAUCACGACUGUACGUGUACAAAAAAAACAAAACAAAAAUAUGAGCUAAUGUAAGUUAUGUUUUCACUGCGCUGUACAGCUGGACGGGAGGCCUUUUUGUCUGUCGCUUCAUUUCCUUUCAUUCGCCUCCCUCGCCACUCUACUUUUGUUUUGCUUUCAGGUUUCUGUACGAUGAGGACAAAAAGAUGAGCAGCCACCUUAAUGCUGUGUAGUGACAAAAACCGAACCUUAACACAUCCUAAUAUAUAUAAAAUAUAUGUCAGAUUUUAUAUUUUAUAUAUAUAUAUAUAUAUAUAUGUACACCUAUAUCUCCCUUGUGAGCUCUCUUCCCCCCCUCCUCCAGUUUGCUUUCUGUCAGAAUCAUCAAGGGCAGACAUUGUGGGGAUGGGUUUGGGUCUUUUUUUUUAUUUUUACUUUAGCUUUAACUCUCUUUGAAAAGGGGAGGGAAAUAUCAAAUUGCAAAGCAUUGCUUGUUUCUACAUAAACCAAAUUCUUUUUUUUGCUUAAACAAUAAGAAAUGGCUUCCAGUGUUUGCUUCAUUCAAUUGUGAUCCCUUAUCAUUCUUGCAUCACAACCCAAACACAGGGCCCAUUUUGGUUAAAGGUCCCCUUUAUGCAAAAAAAAAAAGGCAGGCUUCACUGCACAUCUUAAAGUACAUCUCUAACAACCACUAACCAUUAUCAUAGGGCUUACUGAAGGCACUUUCAAUCUCAUUUUCAAUAUAAUUUAGAAUACACCAUUAUGGGACUUGUUAACAUUGUAGGACCUUUAACUUUGAUAUUGCUUGCUCUAAAAGGGUACAACACAAAAAAUAGAAUCUUAAAUUAAACGCUUUUUUUAAUUCAAGGAGCAAUUUGAAAAGACAUCUGGGAUUUAAAGCUCAAACAUCACCU